AAAAACAGAAAUCAGCUGCUCGCUGCCUGUGCCAUUUAGCAAAGGAGCCGACUGAACACCAAAAACGCAGGAAACUAAUGUGGACUUUCAGGUGCGGGGCAGAAGCAAAACAAAACUUUAAUAUUUUUAACUCUAAAACGAAAGAAGUAAAUUUUCUUAAAACAAAACGCAAUGUACGAAUUGGACAAAAAUGCCUUCAGUGAAUAAGUUAAAAACGACAACGAAAAACAAAAUUUUAUAAUAAUAAAAUAUUGUACAAGUAGCGCAAUACCAUAAUUGGAAUCAUUUGUAUCUGCUUACCCACCGGAAAACGAGAACUCGAAAUAUUAAUACUAUACAAAGGCAAAAAAGAAAAAAAUAACAACCACGGGGAGCUGACUGGAAGCCUCAAAAUCUUAAAAACGUUGAAUUCAGUAAAUCUCAAAGCGCUGUGCGCACUGUAUCUGAAAUGAAAUGAAAUUGUCCUGGUUUGAUCAAGUAUUUGAGUUAGUUAGUGCGAGUACAUUGAAAUUGUACGAGGACAGCGGUCGAUUUCUCCAUCAGGUUAUUGGCAAUCAAACGCAAGCGCUAAUACUAUUACAAGAAACGUGGCGUGCUAACGUGUUACAUUGGGUGGCACUUUUGUAUCGACGCUUCAGUUCGACAGCAAUCGAAGCCCUGGAGCAUAUAAUUUACGCGUGUCUGGUAUACUUUCUAGUAUGCCUUGGCAUUUUUUACACAACACGCAGCAACAGCCCUCUGUGGCGUUGGUGCAAACUAAUCAACAAUGUACGCUUUCCAAGACAACACAAACUGGAACGCGUUCUACUGGUUACUUCACAUCCCGACGAUGAAUGCAUGUUCUUUGGUCCACUAAUAUACACCUUGACACACCGCUCCGAUUGUCAAGUAUAUGUUUUGUGUCUAUCCAAUGGUAAUUAUGAAAAACAAGCUCAACUAAGGCGUGAGGAAUUAUGGCGUUCUUGUGAGAUGUUAGGAGUUCCAGCGGCCAAUAUUAUAAUGGUGAAUGCAACGAAUCUACCAGAUGACCCGAAUGUUGAAUGGAAGGCACCGGUGGUUGCAAAUCUAAUUCUCCACACCGUCGAAAGUCUUGACAUUCAAGCGAUUUGUACAUUCGAUAGAGAAGGUGUGAGUCAGCAUCCCAAUCACAGUGCUGUUUACUUUGCAGCUGCCUCCCUGUGUUUAGCUAAUUUAUUACCAAAAGAUUGCAAAUUUUAUACGUUGGACUCCAUAAAUAUUUUAAGGAAAUAUAUUUCAAUUUUCGAUUUACUUUGUACAUGCUGUAUUUCUACUUACUGGUGCAUAUUAGGCUGGGAUGAGGCAGCGCAGAUACGCCGCGCAAUGCGUGAGCAUAAAUCCCAAAUGAAAUGGUUCCGCUGGUUGUAUAUUUACUUUUCACGUUACAUGUUCAUAAAUUCGUUGCGUGAGGUAAAUCUUUCGGACAUCGAAUUGGAGAUGCAAAUUGAUGAUAAUUCUUUUUGAUUUGCAUAAACGUUUGUUAGCUUUAAACAAUGCCGCAGUCACUCAGCCAGCCAAUAGCGAAAACUAUAAAAAAUAGAAACAAAUAAAACAAGUCAAUAAAUUGAACUGAUGCUAAAAAUAAAAUUAGACAAACCAGACGUAUGUCGCUGUAAUAAGUCUGUGUGUAUAUACAUACAUUUUUGUAUAUAUUUACGGAAUUGAAAACAUUGUAUAUGUGCCAGCAAACACUGUAUUUGUACCAGCAGCAAGAUAAAAUGAAAGAAAUGCAACAGACAACAAAACAAUAACAAUAACAAAAGCAUAAUAAUCAAAGUCUAAAUAAAAAAAAAAACUUUACAUAUACUAAGAAUGAUGUGAGGCAUUAUUAUUGCCGGUUGCAAACAGGCAAAAAAAAAUAAACUUUUACAAUUGAAAACAUAAAUAAGUGCAAUAGUUGACCGCAGCAAAAACAAAAGCUAGGCCAAAUAUAAAAUUUGGAAAUUGGGUGCCAAGCCCGUGGUCCAUAGUCUUACAUUAAAAAAGAAACGUGAUGCCAUUUGAAAUUGUGUAAGAUCAACAAACAUAAUUACAACAAAUGAACCUCUACAUACUACAACUUAAUACUUAAUAUACUUAAGUAUAUAUAUUUGUGUAAACAUACAUAUAUACAAAUAUACGUAUAUUUUAAGUAAUGUGGGUACAUUAAAUUCUAAAACACAUAUCUGAACAUGUUUAAAUUUUCUUCCAAUCUACGUUUGCUUUUUUAACAAUAUUUUAUUACACUCAUAGAAAUUUUAAUAGAAAAAUAUUCUCCCUCAUAUCAGUGAUUUUGAGGAGUUAAAAGUGGCAUUAGCUUUAAUGCGAAUAAUGCGGGAUGAUCGGUGUGUGGUGGUUGUUUUUAUUUUAUUUGUAUAAAUUAAUCCACAAAGCCAAUUUAUUACACGCUUAUUAUUAUAAUUUACUUAAAACACACUUAUAAGAUACAAAAUUCAAUAUGUAAAUAUCUACACAAAAUGUGUUUGUAUUUAACUAGUUUUUACCUGUUAAUAUUCUAAAUUUUUAGAUUUAAACUG
Messenger RNA from Ceratitis capitata (Mediterranean fruit fly), 2534 nucleotides. RefSeq names its product N-acetylglucosaminyl-phosphatidylinositol de-N-acetylase (gene PIG-L). The coding region runs from base 454 to 1482 and encodes 342 amino acids. NCBI's taxonomy places the organism in Eukaryota, Metazoa, Arthropoda, Insecta, Diptera, Tephritidae. Gene Ontology annotation, biological process: GPI anchor biosynthetic process. The record is from RefSeq and is a predicted model, not a curated record. Gene Ontology annotation, molecular function: N-acetylglucosaminylphosphatidylinositol deacetylase activity. The transcript is spliced from 4 exons. Gene Ontology annotation, cellular component: endoplasmic reticulum.